GGUUUUGAUCUGUAGAUCUUCCGAGUGCAAAUAUGGCUACUACUUCUUCUUCUGCUGUCCUCACCAUAUCGAAGAAGUACGAUGUUUUCAUCAGUUUUAGAGGUGAGGAUACACGUAAUAAUUUCACUAGCCAUCUUUACGAGGCUUUGGUUCGGAAGAAGAUGGAGGCUUACAUUGAUGACAUGCUGAAUAGAGGAGAGGAGAUCUCGCCGGCUAUAAAGAAAGCAAUCGAGGAAUCAAAACUUUCAGUCAUAAUUUUCUCAGAGAAUUAUGCUUCCUCCUCGUGGUGCUUGGAUGAGCUCGUGCACAUACUCGAAUGCAAGAAAACAAACGGACAGUUGGUCAUUCCCGUUUUCCACAACAUAGAUCCAUCACAUGUGCGGAAACAGUCGGGGAGCUAUGCAGAUGCAUUUGCCGUGCUUGAAGAACGUUUUAGCGACAAAAUGGACAAAGUGCGCGACUGGAGGGCUGCUCUGACAAUUGCAGCAAAUCUGUCUGGAUGGAAUUCUAUUGUCACUAGGCCCGAGUCCAAAUUAGUUAAUGAAAUUGUUGAAGAUAUUCUGAAGAAAUUGAAUCGUGUACCAUCAAGCAAUGAGUUUAGGGGUUUGGUCGGAAUUGCUAAACGCAUUGAGCGAAUUGAGAUGUUGUUAGACGUUGGCUCACGAAAUGUCCGCGUUGUAGGCAUUUGGGGCAUGGGUGGUAUAGGAAAGACAACCCUUGCAAGUAUUGUAUUUGAACGACUUGCUCAUAAAUUCGAAGGUUGCUGCUUUCUUUCAGACAUCAGGGAAGAUUGGAAGAAACAAGGAAACUAUCAUUUACGAGAUAAACUUUUUUCUGAGCUACUGGAAGAAAAUAUACAUAAGAUAUCAUAUUUUCGAUCAUCUUUUACCCUGAGUAGGCUCCAUCGUAAAAUGGUACUAAUUGUUCUUGAUGAUGUGAAUGAUCCGGAGCAGUUAGAACAUCUCAUCGGAGAUCAUGAUCAUCUUGGUCCUGGAAGUAGAAUUAUUAUAACAACUAGAGAUGUGCAGGUGCUUAGGAAUAUUGGAGCUGAUGAGGUUUACAAAGUUGAGGAAUUAAAUGAUGAUGAAGCACUUCAGCUCUUUCAUUCAAUCACAUUUAAAAAAACGCACUCUCCAACAACAAGUCACACAAAGUUGUCAAAAGUGGCGAUAAACAAUGCAGGAGACGUCCCAUUAGCUCUUAAAGAAAUGUACUUGCCCACAGGUUAUACAAAGUUGUCAAAAGUUGCAGUAAACUAUGCUGGGGGAAUUCCAUUAGCUAUUAAAGUGUUGGGUUCCUUCCUUCGUUCCAAACGCAUGGAAACAUGGGAAAUUGCAUUGGAUAAGUUGGAAAAAGUUCCCAAUGAAAAAAUUCAAAGUAUAUUGAGAACAAGUUACGAUGAACUACAGGACAAUGAGCAGAGUAUGUUUCUCGAUAUUGCAUGUUUCUUUAAAGGGGAGGAAAGGGAUCAUGUAGAAAGGAUACUGAAUUGUAAUCUAGAAAUAGAUGAUCUCGUAGACAAGUCUCUAAUAACUAUCACACACGAUAACAAACUUUGGAUGCAUGAUGUUAUACAAGAAAUGGGAUGGAACAUUGUUCAGAAAGAAUCCAUCAAAGAGCCUGGACGGCGCAGUAGGUUGUGGAAUGCUCAAGAUGUUUACCACGUCUUGAGAAAUAACACGGGAACUGAAGCUGUUGAAGGAAUACUUUUGGACAUGUCUCAGACUAGAGAUAUAAACUUCAAUCCAGAAGUCUUCCAAAAGAUGUAUAAUCUAAGAUUUCUGAAAAUUUACAAUUCGCCUUCUGGUAAUGGGGAGAGCAACGUGUGCCCUUAUGAAGAACUCAUAUCUUUUUCUGAUAAUCUUACUUAUCUGCAAUGGGAUGGAUUCUGUUCAAGAUUUUUGCCAGUAAAUUUUUCUGCUGAGAAUCUUGUGGAGCUUAUCAUGCCUAAAAGUCGGGUUGCGAAACUUUGGGACGGAGUUCAGCCUCUUGGAAGCUUGAAAAAGAUUGAUCUUAGUUAUUGCCACGAUCUUACUAAAAUUCCGGAUCUCUCAAAUGCGCCAAAGCUUACAAGUCUUACUCUCGAGGGCUGUUAUUCUAUAAAAGAGUUUCCAGAGCUACCGAGAAACAUAACAUGUCUAAAUCUGAGUGCGACAUCAAUUAAAGAAGUGCCUUCAUCAAUCCAUCGCAUCACUUGUCUUGAGAUAUUUGAUCUCAGUGAUUGCAGAAACAUUGAAAGUCUCCCCACGAGUAUCUGUAAGUUGAAAUCUCUCAAGAGUUUGUAUCUUUCUGGUUCCUACAAAUUUGAAAAGUUUCCAGAAAUCUUAGAGCCUAUGGAACGUCUAGUCGAACUCGAGUUGGACAGAACAGCAAUAGAAGAGCUACACCCUUCAAUUGAAAACCUUGUUGGGCUUGAAUCUUUGCACCUGGAAUUGUGCCAAAACCUCAAGUAUGUCCCAGAUAGCAUCUAUAACAUAAGCUCUCUCGAGUAUGUUAGUCUUUGGCGCUGUCUUAGACUUGAAUCGUCGCCGCAGUUGCCGAAAGAUUCAGAUGCAUCUUGCAUUUCAUCAGAGAGAGCGUCGAGUUCUAGAACUGGAGUUCCAAAACUAAAAAGUUCUAGGACCGCACUGGUGCAACGUUGCGAUCCAUACGCUAACUUUGUUACUCCUCCAAGAUAUUAUAACUACCUACAAAGAGUACCUGCGGACGAAGCUUCAUUAGCAAGCCACCAUUUCUCUGAUUUGAUCAUUCUGGAACCACGCAACAUAUCUGCAUCAGAAGAAUCAACAUAUUCCGACUUCUUCUCAGAAACCUUUAAGCAUUUGGCGGAUGACUUGGACUUUGCAUUAGGUGAUGAUGCAGAACUCUAUGAUGAAGUGUAGACGUGGUUUUGUACCAAGACGGAAAGACGAACUCAAAAAAAGGUUCAGGAGCACAACAUGCGUAUUAUAAAGUUUAUGGGCUCAAAGGAGAGUUCCACUAUUGGGUAAGUCGUAAUUCAACAAAUAUUUUAUAUCUUCAUAAAUUUUAUUUUGGGCUUUUCUUUUGACGUAGCACAUAAGCUGUACUUCAACAAAUAUUUUAUAUCUUCGUAAAUUUUCUUCUUAUAAACCAAGGGGUUAGAAAGGAAAACAAAUGAUCAACUGAUUUAUGAACCUUCAAUUUCAAAUGAAUCCUUCGUGGAAUACAAAUUUGCUUUAAAUGCCAAAUUAUUCUUGUUCUUCUCA
Messenger RNA from Morus notabilis, 3227 nucleotides. RefSeq names its product disease resistance-like protein DSC1. The record is from RefSeq and is a predicted model, not a curated record. Gene Ontology annotation, molecular function: ADP binding. Gene Ontology annotation, biological process: signal transduction; defense response. Lineage: Eukaryota; Viridiplantae; Streptophyta; Magnoliopsida; Rosales; Moraceae. The coding region runs from base 33 to 2882 and encodes 949 amino acids. The transcript has 6 exons.